AUGUACGUCAGCUCGCUCUUGGAGAAGGAGCCCAGCAUGUACCCAGGAUCUGCCAGGGCCAACAACAACCUGCCCGUGCAAAACUUCGUGUCUGCUCCAGCCUACUCCGACUACAUGGGAUACCACCCUGUGCCAGGCCUGGACACCCACGGGCAGGCGGCGCCGGCCUGGGGCUCCCACUACGGCCCCCAGCGCGAGGACUGGAGCGCCUACGGCCCAGGCCCUUCCAGCGCCGUGCCCGCUGCCCACAUCAACGGCUCGUCCCCUGGCCAGGGCUCCUACAGCUCUGCCGACUACAGCUCCCUGCACCCCGCUGCUGCUGCUGCAGCCUUACCUCCUGUAGAUACAAUUAAUGCCCAGCAAAUCUCUCCCAACAGCCAAAGGCACAGCUCUUACGAGUGGAUGAGGAAAACGGUGCAAACCAACACUGCUGGUAAAACAAGAACAAAAGAAAAGUACCGGGUUGUUUAUACAGAUCACCAGAGACUGGAAUUAGAGAAGGAAUUUCACUGCAACAGAUACAUUACAAUCAGGAGGAAGUCAGAACUCGCAGCAAACCUGGGACUCUCCGAAAGACAGGUGAAAAUCUGGUUCCAGAAUCGCCGAGCAAAAGAGAGAAAAAUGAUCAAGAAGAAAAUCUCACAGUUUGAUGGCAGCGGGGGCUCUGCUCAGAGUGACUCUGGUUCACUCAGUCCAAAUGAACUGUCAAAUACUCUGUUCCCACCACCACAUGGAAUAAAUGGAUUACAGCCUAAUGACAUUCAUCAAGUCAUAGUUUCAGAAUGA
Molecule: messenger RNA, 786 nt
Organism: Hirundo rustica (Barn swallow)
Lineage: Eukaryota; Metazoa; Chordata; Aves; Passeriformes; Hirundinidae
Gene: CDX4
Product: caudal type homeobox 4
Exons: 3
Coding region: 1-786 (261 amino acids)
Biological process (GO): cell differentiation; regulation of transcription by RNA polymerase II; animal organ morphogenesis
Cellular component (GO): nucleus
Molecular function (GO): DNA-binding transcription factor activity, RNA polymerase II-specific; RNA polymerase II transcription regulatory region sequence-specific DNA binding
Source: RefSeq, a predicted model, not a curated record